This is a messenger RNA of Dioscorea cayenensis subsp. rotundata (Guinea yam), 3068 nucleotides long. Its product is annotated as pentatricopeptide repeat-containing protein At1g18900-like. Gene Ontology annotation, molecular function: protein binding. NCBI's taxonomy places the organism in Eukaryota, Viridiplantae, Streptophyta, Magnoliopsida, Dioscoreales, Dioscoreaceae. The record is from RefSeq and is a predicted model, not a curated record. The transcript has 3 exons. Bases 215 to 2860 code for a protein of 881 amino acids.
AAGAACGCAUUUUUAAUUUCCAUGCUUUCGAUCCCCUAAUCCCCAAACCCUUGGAGCUCUGCUGAUGGAUUAUUGGGGACAGAGGCCUUGCUUUGCCAUUGCCUCUGUUCCCCUUGUUCAAUCGCUGUUGCAGGAUUCGUUUACGGAGAUGACUACAGGAGAAGGAUCAUAGCUUUCAUAGUUGAUAAACAUUUCAACGGGCUGUCUGUAAAAAAUGUUGAGGACAAAGCAGCUUGGGACACUUUCCCAUUGUGCCAGAUCCUUCGUCCUUGGUAAUUCACGAUGUGGCAGUGGAGACGGAGCCUCAUGUGCUUCCUCUGAAGAUGAACCUUGUGUUUCUAAACGGCAGUUUAAUGGUAAAUUGCCCGUUCAAGAAAAGAAACCUGCUGUGCUAUCUGAUGUCAUUGCACAGGUUGGAGCAACCCAUUCGAGAAAUACCAUUGAAUCUGUUGGCCGCCACUCCUCUGAAAAUCAUAACUAUGCACCUCUUACUGCACAUCAACUGUCCUCUGCUGCUGCUUUGAGCUCAACUUUGAGUUCAAUAAGUGGGAUUUUUAGCUCAAUCAACAAGGACAGCACUCUGAAAGAUACAGAGCAUUCACCUAAGCUGCCUGCUGAAGGCUUUGCCCGGGCAGGCAUUGCAAAGGCGGACACUUUACCUGAUUUAGUGAAUUGCAAGAUUUCAGCUUCAGAUGGAUGCAGUUUUGUGACUACCCAGAAUGAUAACACUGAUUCCACUCAGACUUCAUCUCACGUAAGAUCCUCUAAAGGAAAGUCUCGCAACAAGGCUCCCUAUCCUAAGCUCAAGCAAAAUUUUGUCAGUUCUGCGGGGGAGCCAAGUUCAUACUCUGUUGCUGCUCAAAAUGGUCCUGGAGUUGGAGCUUCUGUAAAGACUGGUUCUAUGAAAAAUAGGCAAAUUAUUUCUGGAAUUUCUGGAACAACUUCCAAACCUCAUUUUGUUGAUCAGGGUCGAAGGCAGUCUGUAGCACAGAGAGCCAAAUUUCAUACUGAGAGUGUUACUUCAGAUGUAAAAUCUAGUAGAAGAAUUACUGGAUCAAGAGUUGCAGCACCGUCUCCUGAGAGCUCAAGGUUUGGUAACAAGUUGCAACACUCAACGAGAUCAAUGGGCCCUGCAGGAAGCAGCUUUGCAAAUAAUCGGCGAGGCAUGCAUAAUUUGCAAGUGGUUGAACAAUAUUACCACAUAUUACAACAACUAAAAUGGAGGAAUGGGGCAGAAGUGGAAGUUGUUCUGAAUAAUCUUCAAUGUAAAUUAGAUGUCUUCCAAGCAAACCAAGUUCUGAAAUUACUUCAUGACCCUUCUGUUGCUCUUGGCUUUUUCAAUUGGUUGAAGACUCAACCCAAGUUUAAGCAUGAUGAGCAUACUUACACCACCAUGAUUGGUAUCCUUGGGCAAGCCAGGGAAUUUGGAGCCGUGAAGAUGCUGCUAGAAGAGAUGAUCUCUGAUGGAUGCAAGCCCACUGUUGUGACAUAUAAUCGCUUAAUUCACGCAUAUGGCUGUGCUAAUUACAUAGGUGAAGCAGUUAAGGUGUUUCACCAUAUGCAGGAAGCAGGAUAUGAGCCUGACCGAGUUACAUAUUGCACACUCAUAGAUAUUCAUGCAAAAGCUGGUUAUCUGGAUGUUGCCCUUGAUUUGUAUCAUAAGAUGAAGAAUGUAGGCCUUUCUCCUGACACUUUCACAUACAGUGCAAUGGUGAAUUGCCUUGGCAAAGGUGGGCAUCUUGCUGCUGCUGACAAAUUGUUUAGUGAGAUGACAGAACAAGGUUGUGUUCCCAACCUCGUUACGUAUAACAUCAUGAUUGCCCUUAAAGCUAAAGCAAGGAACUAUGCCUCUGUGGUCAAGCUUUACCGUGACAUGCAAGCUGCUGGAUUUCGCCCAGAUAAAAUCACUUACAGCAUAGUGAUGGAUGCCCUAGGCCACUCUGGACACCUUAACGAGGUUGAAGCAGUGUUUGUUGAAAUGCAACGGGAUUGGGUCCCGGAUGAACCUAUUUAUGGCCUUCUGGUGGACUUAUGGGGUAAAUCUGGAAAUGCAGUCAAGGCCAGGGCAUGGUAUCAGGCAAUGCUUGAUGCAGGCCUGAGACCCAAUGUCCCCACAUGCAAUUCUCUCUUGAGUGCCUACCUUAGGGUGCACAAGUUCUCUGAUGCAUAUGCUGUUCUUUUAAACAUGCACAAUGUGGGACUAGUCCCCUCUCUCCAGACUUACACUCUGCUUCUGAGCUGCUGCACAGAAACAGAAGCAGGAAUUGGACUUUAUUGUCAACUUAUGGCUAUCACCGGCCACCCUGCUCAUACUUUCUUAGUAUCUUUGCCAGAUGCUGAACCCGGGGGCCAGAAUGUCAGAGACCACGCCAAUAAUUUCCUAAGUAUGAUGCAUAGUGAGGACAGGGAGAGUAAAAGGGGUCUUAUGGACGCCAUUAUCCAUUUCCUCCACAAGUCAGGUCUCAAAGAGGAAGCUGGGUCUGUUUGGGAGGUCGCUGCACAGAGAAAUGUCUACCCAGAUUCAGUCAGAAGGAAGAACCCCUCAAGUUGGCUAAUUAACCUUCAUGUGAUGUCUGAGGGAACUGCCAUAACAGCAUUGUCCAGAACUCUUGCCUGGUUUCACAGGGAGUUGAUAGUCUCAGGUGUUGGACCAUUUCGUAUUGACAUUGUAACUGGAUGGGGCCGACGAAGCAGGAUUACAGGCUCAUCAUCAGUUAGACAGUCCAUCAAGGAUCUACUUAAUGCCUUCCAGUUUCCGUUCUUCACUGAAAAUGGUAACUCUGGCUGUUUUGUGGGAUGCGGUGAGCCUCUUAAUAAUUGGUUACUCAACUCUUAUGUCGAGCGAAUGCAUUUACUUUAGCAAAUGAGAUCAUGAACUCUAUUUAUUCAGGCCUUUUAUCCUUAUUCAAUUUUGUUAGCAACUUGGAUCCUUGUUUGUUCAGGAGCUAAAGAAUGUCUUUGGGUUUGCAUUCUUGACUGUAAAUAGCAACUCUGGCUCCUUGCUUUGCAUAUUGUUUUUUGUAUGAAUUUACGUUUAAUUUAUUAGUCCAUUUCUGUUUUAAAGUUAA